AAUGGGGCCUCGGCGGCUGCUGCUGGUGGCCGCCGGCCUGAGCCUGUGCUGGCCUCUGCUGAGCGCCCGCGCCCCAAGCCACGAGCCAGAACCCGACUCAAGCAACUACACUGUGGGUCCCCGGACCUUCUUCCUCAGGGAUUCCAGCCAUGGGUUCGAACCAUUCCCCUGGGAAGAGGAUGAGGAGCAGAAUGUGAGCACGCCGGUGGAGGGCAGGCUGAGCCCUGGCAACCGCAGCCUGCCGCCCUCGGCGUCCAUCUCCCAGGAAGCCUCCGAGUACUUGGGCAGCCCCUGGCUGCAGCUGUUUGUCCCCACGGUCUACACAGGUGUGCUGGUGGUCAGUCUGCCGCUGAACCUCACAGCCAUCGCCGUGUUCCUGCUGCGCAUGAAGGUCAAGAAGCCUGCCGUAGUGUACAUGCUACACCUGGCCACGGCUGACGUGCUCUUCACGGCCGUGCUGCCCUUCAAGAUCAGCUACUACUACUCGGGCAGCGACUGGCGGUUCGGGCCCGAGCUGUGCCGCGUGGUCACAGCAGCCUUCUACUGUAACAUGUAUGCCUCCAUCAUGCUCAUGACAGCUAUCAGCGUGGACCGCUUCCUGGCCGUACUCUACCCCAUGCAGUCCCUGUCCUGGCGGACGCUCGGCAGAGCCUCACUGGUGUGCCUAGCCAUCUGGGCCCUGGCCCUGGCAGGCGUGGUGCCGCUGCUGCUCCAGGAGCAGACGGUGCAGGUGCCCGGGCUCAACCUUACCACCUGCCACGAUGUGCUCAGCGAGCGCCUGCUGCGGGGCUUCUACGCCCACUACUUCUCUGCCUUCGCCACCAUCUUCUUCUUCGUGCCGCUCGCUGUCUGUACCGUCUGCUAUGCCUCCAUCCUCCGCUGCCUCAGCUCCUCAGCCGUGUCUGAUCGUGGCAGGAAGUCCCGGGCCCUGCUGCUCUCAGCUGCUGUUUUCUGCAUCUUCCUGCUCUGCUUCGGCCCCACCAACGUGCUCCUGGUGCUGCACUACUCCUUUCUGUCGCACGGCCCCUCCACCGAGGCCGCCUACUUUGCCUACCUGCUGUGUGUGUGCGUGAGCAGCGUGAGCUGCUGCCUCGACCCCCUGCUGUACUACUUCGCCUCCUCUGAAUGCCAGCGGCAGCUGUGCAGCCUGCUGUGCCACAGGGACAGCGCCGACGUGGCCAGCUGCAAUAGUAGCGGGCAGCUGAUGGCCAGCAAGGGGGACACCUCCAGCCACCUGAACCGCAGCGUGUACAAGAAGUUGCUAGCUGCAUGACCACAGGAAGCACAGGGCAUCAAGGGAUUGCGCCAUUCACUGCCAGGCCCACAGCCAUGCCACCAGUCGAGGCAGCAUAUGUCCGAUCACUUGCAGCUUCCCAUGCAGCCAAGUGACCCUGCGGGGUAUGGCCCGUGCUGCCGCACUAGCCCAACAACACUUUCCCACAUGCCUGGGUGGCUUGCCAUGUGUGCACAUGCGUGUACCAUGUGGAUUACCCCAGUGACUGUGGAGAUAACCCAUUCUUAGAAUUGACAUGCAAGGUCCAGAUGCAGGAAUUCAGCCCUCAACUAUGAAAGACAUCUACCCACAACGGGGGCCCCAGCUGCAACUUGGGUGGCUUUCCCCAAAGACUGUUGAAAUCACUGCACUGCUCAGGGAAGCUGUGGGAGGAGAAUGCUCAGAGCUCUGUGUGUGGGCAGAGGGUCAGGGUUCCCGCUGUGGCCAUAGGAAAUUCUUAACACCAACAUCCCGUCAGGCACUGGACACCCUUCUCUCCCUCUGUACACUGUGUGUGUUGACCAGGACAACCACGAGCCCACAUCCCUGUGGUGCCCAUGGCCACCAGCCAAAAAUGCCAAGCCCACAGCUACACACUGGUCAUGACCUGCUCCCCAAGCGGCCAGCCUUGAGAGGGCCCCACACAGCGGAUGUGCCACCCCUUGGGUGCGUGCAGACACGUAGCACGACUCGGCAAUGGGGCCGAAACCACCCCGUCCUUUCCUCCCCAAGGCCCUGAGGGCCUGCCAUGCUCUGGGCAUGUCUGUUGGAGACGGGCUGAGCAGGGGUGACAUCCAGGAGGCAGUGAGGGACUUCUGUGUCCAUCCUGAGGCAGAGAGAGGCCAUGACCGCGUCUAGGAGUCUGUGCAGGGUGGAGACCAAGGCCUAGCUUGAGAUGAACUAGCAGCAGUACGGUGCACGUGCAGUGUAUGUGCUGUGUACUUGCCAUAUGUGAGAGAACGUGUGUGUGUGCACGUGCAUGCUGAGUGAAUGAGGGGAUGUGUAAAGGACUGUGAAACACAUGUGGGAUGUGUGUGCUACAUGUGCAAGAGCCUAGUACAUGUACAGUGUUGGAUGUGUGAUAUAUGUGUGUGCAGUAUGUAGGACGUGUGGUACAUGCACAGUAUGUGUGAUGUGUGUGGGAUAUGUGUGCAGGAGCCUAGUACAUGCAGAGCGUGGGGGUCAUGUGUGAUAUGUGUAAGCAGUGUGUGGUAUGUGUGGGACACGUGUGGUAUGUGUGUGCAGUGCCAUAUGGAAGGGCGUUUCCAGUAGCCUCGUGAGCCCUGGGUGCUGCUGCUGUGCUUGGAGCUUCUGAUGGAGCAGCUGCCUGGGGUUAGGUCUGAGUGAGGGAGGUGGUUGUGAGGGCGCUCCCAUCCCCUGGGAGACUGUCAAGGAUGGAGAAUGUUGACACACGAAGUUAUCUUUCCUGAUGGAAAAUGGUGACAUUUCAACAAAGAAGCUGCUCGGUGGACACUCAGCUACUAAACGGGCAGCGUGCUUCCUAGCACCACAGUAUAGCCAAGCUGGUGCUGGUGCCCUGUGCCUGCGGCUGUGUGCAUGUGGACACACAGUGUCCAGGCUGUGCUCCUGAGGUACCCUGCUGGCCGGGGCCAGUCACGGGUCACAGUCAUCAUGGACGGUCACUGGCUCACAGCCAUGCCCUGCCCUGUGCUCCCCUCCCGUUACAGUACUAGGUGCCUGCCUCAAUAAACAUGCAGAUUAGCUGUGUCUGUGUGCUGGGCAGUGUGGGCUGCAGGUGCCACCAGCAUCCGGGCAUCGUCAUGGGUGGGGAUAAGCACUCUGGUGAGGGGAUGACACCUGCACCCCAUGACAUACCAUCUGCCGUGGCUGCUGCUCUCAGCAGAGGCCCAGACCUUGGCAUCUGGAGGCCUCAUGGCAUGGCUGUCAAAGGUCACCUUUCUGGGCGAGGAAGAGCUGAACAACAGUGGCUGCCAGAGCCACGGGGGGGGAAUGGGUCAGGCCGUUGUGGUUCUGGGGUGCAGAGCUGUGAAGACCCCGACUCUGUGUCUGCCUGCCUGGGAGGGGCAGGGCCCGAGUGGUCCUUGGGUCAGAGCUGAGCACACCCAGCUGGGCCGCCUUCCUGCUUCCUCAGGGACAUGGGCUAACUGGCCCAGCCAGUGUUCCAUGGACUGGGGACCCUCAGGACCUGAGCUCAAGUCAGCCCUGGCUUGGUGAGUGGUGCCUCCUCCCAGGAGAAGCCAACGAGCCCUCUGUCCCCUGGCAUAGGGUGAGCUGCAGCGCCAUUCCUCAGGAAAUGCAUUAUGGGGCUUCUGAGUGGUCAUGCCCUGGGAUGGAGGAAUUGGUAAGGGGCUAGCUUGGCCUUCAGGCGGCACGUGUGAGGGAGGGGAAGAGGGGGCUUCCCCCAAAUCAGCUCAGGCUCAGGGUAUUGUCUCCUAAGCCACGGACCAAGCCCAUGACCGUGUGGUUAUCACUUCAGGAAGUGGCUCUGGAGCCCCAGAAGGAGGAGAUUGGCUGCAACCUGCAGACAGGGCUGUAGCUGGCCUGGCUGAUUGUCCACCUUGGAAAUAAUGCUGCUGGGGCUGGGAGCCCAAGGUGUAUGCGCAUGAGUCUGUGUGUGUCUGUCCUUCAGUCUUGCUGUGAGACAUUGGUCAUUGUGGAAGCUGGGAAAAAAGCCCCCAAACUGGAAAUGAGACCUGCCAUGGGCAGUUCCAUCUGGGUGAGCACAGGGCACACACACAUGGGUAUUCAUGCAGAGCUAUGAAUGUAGGGCACAUGUGGAAUUUGGCAUGUCCUAUGGCCAGUGAAUCAG
Molecule: messenger RNA, 4064 nt
Organism: Ochotona curzoniae (black-lipped pika)
Lineage: Eukaryota; Metazoa; Chordata; Mammalia; Lagomorpha; Ochotonidae
Gene: F2R
Product: coagulation factor II thrombin receptor
Exons: 2
Coding region: 2-1273 (423 amino acids)
Biological process (GO): positive regulation of Rho protein signal transduction; thrombin-activated receptor signaling pathway; positive regulation of blood coagulation
Cellular component (GO): membrane
Molecular function (GO): thrombin-activated receptor activity
Source: RefSeq, a predicted model, not a curated record